This is a messenger RNA of Fundulus heteroclitus (mummichog), 616 nucleotides long. RefSeq names its product ribosomal biogenesis factor (gene rbis). Gene Ontology annotation, biological process: ribosome biogenesis. The record is from RefSeq and is a predicted model, not a curated record. The transcript has 4 exons. The coding region runs from base 103 to 399 and encodes 98 amino acids. NCBI's taxonomy places the organism in Eukaryota, Metazoa, Chordata, Actinopteri, Cyprinodontiformes, Fundulidae. Gene Ontology annotation, cellular component: nucleolus.
GUUUUGACGUCGUCGCACACAGGUGACGUAAAAAUUAGGACACGUUCCGCAGCACAUGAAUUCACAAACAUUGUUUCUCCUGUAAAAAGGUAAGAAGGUAGCAUGGCGAAGAACAAACAGAAAGGAAAAAAGCCGAAGAACAUCUUUCAAGUGGCGAACAAGCAUCUGAGGACGAAGAACAAACCGAAACCUGUCACAACGGCUCUCAAAAACAUCAAUGCGGUGAAGAACGAGAAGGUGGAGAACCUGAACCAGAUAUUCACAGAGGUCCAGAGGGACGUGAAGAGCUUUUCCAAGCCUGUCGCUCCUCCGACAAAGAAACAAACACAGGUUCCCAAAGAGCCACCUAAGGACCCGGUAAACGUUGACAAUGCCACUGAGCUCUUCUCUCAGCUUUAAUGGAUCGAUGCUGAGGACUGAUUCCGUUUCCUUCAUGUGGACCUCAUCAUUAAGUGCCAGAAAUGAGAACUGGAGAUGUUCCUUCAGCAUCGAAAUGCUGAGGAAACUCUGUAUAUUAGCAGUAAAUAAGGAGAUUGUUGACAAUGAACAUCUUCUUUGUUGUUCUUGAUUCAUUUUUCUAUGUUUGCACAGAUUAAAGAGUCUCUGUCCUUCUGAA